GGCUGAGGCGAGGACGGCAUGGGGGAAAACAAGGUGCGAUGAGCCGCUUUGAUCGUCCCGACGGGGAAGUCGGCGGCCCGCGUGGGUGGAGGCAAACUCCUGGACGACGAUCACGAACGGCCGUGUCGCCGCCGAACGCGGCUUCCUCCUCCCGCUCAUCGUCGGGGAGCUCAGCGCACGCCAUGGCCUCCACGUCGUCGGAAGAGAAGAAGGCAGAGCCUGAUCUCCACCCCCUCUACCCGACCACCGGCCAAAUCACCCUCCAUCUCUCCUCGCAUGCGGGCCUCACGCACGAGCAGAAGCAGGAGCUCGUCACUCACUGCCUGAUGCGCGCCUGUAUCUUUGGAGAUCUCCAGAUCUUGCAGUUUCUGCUCACAGACCCGCAUGCGCGCGCGCAUGUCGACGUUGCAGCGCGCGACGACGAGGGCAUCGGCCUCGUGAGCACCACCAUCCACGGAUUUGGCUCGGAUUCGGAGCGCGAGGUGGAACGGGAAGAGUGUGUGCGCUUUCUUGUCGGGCAAGGGGCAGAUUUGAGUGCAGACAACGUCGGUUGGACACCUCUUCACCAUGCCGCGUUGCUCUCUCCGCCUACCCUUAUAUCCUUCCUGAUGACCCAUGGUUGCUCUCCGUUUGCGAAGACGCGGAGGAAUCUCACGCCGCUUGACAUCGUCACCGCGCAUACCGUUAUGCCGGGCCGGGAAGAUGUCGCCACUCUGCUCGAGCAGGCCAUGCGUGGUGAGGGAUGGGAGGGUGGACGCAUGGAAGAACGCCGACGGUCACUCGAUGCCCAUAUGAAGCGCCGACAAGUGCAGCUCGAUAUCCGCACCGACAUCGGCAAGCUUCUCGACCUUAAUCCCAAGUGGUGGGGGCCACAGAAUGAUCUCGAGUACUCCUCAUCCGAAUCGGACGACGAAGACGAGGAGGAAGAGAGUCUAUACACACCACCGGCGGAUUAUGCUUCCAUGCUCGUUUUCUCCCCGGACCACCUGCCGCAAAUCUUUGAUUCCCUCAUUACCAACUUCCCUGUGACAUUGCGGAACUCGCAGCCCGCGAAUACCCUAUACCUCCUGGCCAGAUUUGCGUGCCUAACGUGCGACCAUACCUGGCUAGAAGACCUUAUAAUAGGCGCCACCGACACUAUUGAGGAUAGCGUCUUUAAUCACGGCGAAGAGAUCACUACACUGGUCUUCUGGCUGUACAACCUGACCGUCUGGUUGCACCUUAUGGAGUGCGACAAAGCGAUCAGUGAGGCGUGUGAGAUGCUGGGCUCCUUCGAGAUCAUCGAGGAAGUUAUCAACUCCGUCUUUGUCUUCAUCAUUCGCUUCGCCGAGCGCAAGAUCGACGAGCUCAUGGAUGCUGCAUUGCUCGACCACUCACCGCUUGCCUCGGAGUUCGAGUCUGUGCAGUUCGAGUCGGACCAGUGGUCUUUCUUCCGCUCUUUUGGCUCGAAGAAGAGGGGCGCUCCCAACAACGUGCACUCGAGUGCAUCGUCCAUUCGCAGCAACGGUCCUUCCGCUCCGCCCAGUCCGCGCCAGCCACCGAUGUCCCCCACCUCUGCCACGACAACACUCACGCCGUCGUCUUCACGAGGAUUCCAGUCGCUGCGUCAAACCAUUGGACGUGGUCGAGCCAACUCGAGUACCCCGUUGCACUUGCUCUUUGCCGAGAGCCAGUCGACGCCGACGCCAGAGUCGAUCACCGCUUUCCUCACCGCGCUGCACACAUUACUGGUAUUGUCCGGCGUGAACCCAGCGCUUACGACGCAGCUCUGGUCACAGAUCAUGUACUGGACGUCAUGCGAGGUCUUCAAUCGGAUUAUCACACGAAAGAAGUAUCUGUGCAGGUCCCGCGCAGUGCAGAUGGGCAUGAACAUCAGUGUCAUUGAGGAGUGGGUCGGGCAAAUGGGCCUUCCGCGUGGCGUUCAAUCGCACUUUGCGCCGGUGCGAGAUCUGCUCAACUGGCUUCAGUGCUUGUCUUCCAUAACGGAGUUCCCGAACCUCAUCGCCACCAUACAAACGUUGAAGGCCAUCAAUCCUCUGCAAAUGCGACGAGCAGUACGAGACUACAAGUACGAAGUCAACGAAGGCCACAUGACGGACGAAUGUAUACAAUAUUUGACCCAGCUGCAGAAGGACUGGGAGCGACAUAGGGUGAAGCUCGGCGUCGAGGCACUACGCAAGGAGCAAAUGAACGCACGCGACGGCGAUGACAGCGUGUCUCUUCAGGACACCGAUUCGGCGAGUAUAUCUAGCAUGUCCAUCAACAACCCUUCGGACGACAUCGCGUCCGCUCAACAAUAUCUGGAUAUGCUCUUUGACCGCAGUCAGGAUAAGACGAUCUGGGAGCCAGCCAAGCCGCCGCAGGCGCUCGGCGAGCUUCUCGACUCGCGCUACAUGCUGCCUCUCCUGCUUCCUUCGGACCCCCGACUACUCGCUGCUCAGACGAACAAGCUUCCGUUCCUCGACGACAAGAAGAGCAGUCUCCCGGAAUCGCGGAGUGCGAGCAGGGCCAGUACGUCGAGUCGCGGGUCUAUGUCAUGGGCAAAGCGUCACCGCAAAGUCCGUGAACUGCCUGUUGGUUCGCUGCAGUUCGUGGAUGGCGCCGUGUCUGCGUCGCGAUGGACGCGAGCCCCGCCACCUGUGGAGGAUGUGGAGGAGGACGAGGACAGCGACAACGAAGACGCCCAGUCGAGCGUCUCUGCAGAUCAGACGCUGCGCAUUGACACGCACAUAACGCCCCUGACACGGAAACCGUCUGCGCGGAAAGGGAGGGUGAGCGCGGUGGCCGAGGAACCAGGUACCCCUACGCGUCGCUGAGCCCUAGUUAUGCGGACGGCGCUUCAUGAUACCUUAUACAUUGCAGUGGAAGUCGCGCAAGUAUACCAGACAGACAUCUACCUACUUUAGAUAAUUACAUUGCAAGUCCCCGGUGCUAUCAUCACAUUGCUGCGCAUGUACAGUAUUGUUAUCCUCCACAUCGAAUGUCUCAUUGCACUGGA
This is a messenger RNA of Schizophyllum commune H4-8, 2998 nucleotides long. RefSeq lists its product as uncharacterized. The record is from RefSeq and is a predicted model, not a curated record. Gene Ontology annotation, molecular function: GTPase binding. Lineage: Eukaryota; Fungi; Basidiomycota; Agaricomycetes; Agaricales; Schizophyllaceae. The coding region runs from base 183 to 2816 and encodes 877 amino acids. The transcript has 8 exons.